Molecule: messenger RNA, 922 nt
Organism: Gekko japonicus
Lineage: Eukaryota; Metazoa; Chordata; Lepidosauria; Squamata; Gekkonidae
Gene: TMEM70
Product: transmembrane protein 70
Exons: 3
Coding region: 95-853 (252 amino acids)
Biological process (GO): mitochondrial proton-transporting ATP synthase complex assembly
Cellular component (GO): mitochondrial membrane
Source: RefSeq, a predicted model, not a curated record
GGAAGGACCCAGCGGGCGGGAAUUCGGCCUGUCUUUCCCGGUGGUUUAAGCGACGCCCCAAGCCGCAGGAGAGUGACGGGCUGGAGCGCCGGGAAUGUUGUUUUUGGCCGCAAUAGGGUGCCGUGCGCCGGGCCUGGGGCCAUGGUUGCGCGGUGCCCGGCGGUGCCGAGCUCUCCUGCUUGUGGAGAAAUGUUCGGCCGCCGGGGAGCCGAGAGACGCCCCCGCGGCCUCUUGCAGCAGGGCGGGGCCGCGAACUGUCUGGCGCGGAGCAGCUCGAUCCUUCUCCGGCAUGGCGGGAAACAAGCAGGUUCUGUUUCCUCUUGUGGAGCCUCUGUGCUGUUUCAGCACAUCACCCUUCCAUGACAAGUCUGAAUAUGGAAGAUUGGUUUACUGUGGAAAUUUGGCCAAGAUGGUAUUAGGUGUGAAAUUUUUCUCCUAUUCUACCAGCAUGCUUAGCCUUAGCAUGAUGACUUUCAUCAUCUUCAAAGCAGGUGUGGAUUUUAACAGCCUGCCGUUGCAAAUUGCCUUUUAUAGUAUUAUAGGAUUCUUUACAUUUGUAACACCAAUUACCCUGCAUUUAAUUACAAAGGGCUACGUGAUUCGGUUGUACCAUAAAGCUGAAACGGACACCUACACAGCCAUUACAUACAAUGCCAUUUUGGCAGAAAAGAAAACAGUAUUCCAUCAGAAGGAUGUGAAAAUCCCAGACAUCAGCAAGAUGUUCACAACAUUUUAUGCCAGAACAAAAUCAAUGCUUGUGAACCCAGGGCUCUUCCAGUAUCCUCAGGACUAUAAUCAUCUUAUGGGGUAUGACAAGCCUUUCACGUUUGACUUGGAAGAAUCAAAAGAAUGAGUGGAAGGCAAACAGAACCGUAAAAUAUGAGAUGUUUGAGUUUUUGGAAGUUUGUAUAUAUGCAGAUAA